AUGAAGUACUCAAUUGCUAUCAGCGCACUUGCUGCCGGCGCUGCGGCGGUGGGAGAUAAGGCGAUUCGUCAGGAUGGCGCGAAGCCAGCUGUUGAUGCUACGCUUCUCAAGGCCGACAUUACAAAAGCGAAUCUCCUAGCCGGCGCACAAAAAGUCCAGGACAUUGCGUACGCAACAAAAGACCGCAACCGCUUCAUCGGAACCGCCGGGCACAUCGCGACUGUGGAGUGGCUCAAGCAGGAGCUCGAGGCGCUGGAUGGAUACUACAACGUCACAUUGCAGACGUACUUCGAAGUUGUGCAGCUCAACGGCACGAUCAACGCCUUUAGCAUCAACGGCACCGCGGCCCCUGCAGGUUCGUCCUCGCUAUUCGAGCAUUCGCCGACCGGCGCCGUGUCUGGAAAACUGGUCCUCGUCAGCAACGCCGCCUGCAAUUUCACGGACUACCCUGAUACGCUUGCGGGAAACAUUGCGCUCAUCCCCAGAGGCGUGUGCGAGUUCGGGCUUAAGUCGGCCUGGGCCGGGUCUAAAGGCGCCAUCGGUGCUGUUAUGUACGGAGGCGACGAGGAGAAUGCUAGAUGUCCAACGCGCCCAUCUCUAGGUAAUUUUGUCCGACCCGAGGGCAAGUUAAUUCCUUCCGUCUGUAUCAAUCGAGCCUUCGGAGAGCAAUUCGUCUCGGCUGUUGCGAAUGGUGCGAACCUUUCCGCAGUUGUCGAUGUAACGACUGAUAUCCGCAAUAUUUCGACGACCAAUGUUUUGGCUACCACGGUUGGCGGCGACCACAACAACAAGCUUGCCUUGGGAGCUCACUCUGAUUCGACCAACGACGGACCUGGUAUCAACGAUAAUGGCAGUGGCGUCGUAGGAGUUCUGGAGGUUGCUAAAGCCCUUACCAAAUACAAGGUCAAGAAUGCUGUCAUGUUCGGUUUCUGGACCGCUAAUAUGCUGGGUCUUUUGGGAUCAGCACACUAUGUCAACAACCUGUCGGCGGACGAGGCCGCCAAGAUUCGUGCUUAUGUGGACGUCGACGUGAUUGCGUCGAAGAACUACAUCAACGGGAUCCUUGAUGGAGAUGGCAGUCGCUUCAACGACACAGGCCCCCCUGGCUGCGCCGAGAUCGAAGCAGCCUUCCAGAAAUACUUCACCAGCUUGGGCCAGAAUUUUACUGCCACAGAGUUCGACGGCAGAGGUGACGUUGGUAUUUUCGUAGGCGCUGGUAUUCCGGGUGGUGGCCUGUUCACGGGAGCAAGUCGAAACAAGACCGAGGAAGAGGCCCGGAUGUUUGGCGGAACGGCAGGUACUCCAUUGGAUCCCUGCUCCAAUGAUGCGACAUGUGAUACUGUCACUAACCUUGAGGUGGACGCAUGGGAGAGAAAUGUGAAGGGUAUCGCAACCUUGGUCGCGCAGUACGCUUCCUCGUGGGAUGGCUUCCCAGAAAGAAUCAUUGCUCCCACGAAGAGGAGCGUUGUGAAGCCCCGGGAGAUCUCCCAUGGCCCUCGCCGUGGGCCACACUAUAACCCGAUCAAGUUUGAUCCACCAGUAGAGCAAUAG
Messenger RNA from Parastagonospora nodorum SN15, 1551 nucleotides. RefSeq lists its product as hypothetical. Gene Ontology annotation, biological process: proteolysis. The transcript has 4 exons. The coding region runs from base 1 to 1551 and encodes 516 amino acids. Lineage: Eukaryota; Fungi; Ascomycota; Dothideomycetes; Pleosporales; Phaeosphaeriaceae. The record is from RefSeq and is a predicted model, not a curated record. Gene Ontology annotation, molecular function: metalloexopeptidase activity; aminopeptidase activity.